Brassica napus (rape) is the source of this 865-nucleotide messenger RNA. RefSeq names its product protein NUCLEAR FUSION DEFECTIVE 6, mitochondrial. The transcript has 4 exons. The record is from RefSeq and is a predicted model, not a curated record. Bases 138 to 404 code for a protein of 88 amino acids. Lineage: Eukaryota; Viridiplantae; Streptophyta; Magnoliopsida; Brassicales; Brassicaceae. Gene Ontology annotation, cellular component: mitochondrion.
AAUUAUGCAUUUUGAUUAAUGUUUAAAUGGGCUAUUUUAAAAAAUUACUGUAGGUGCAGACUCCCUCACGCACAAUCCCUAAACUCUCUCACAAAAGAGAAGAAAGAAAAGGCCUAAUCGAAAAUCCUAAUCAUCCAAUGUCCGCCGCAAGAUCCGUGUUCCGCUCCGCGUCAAAGUUCUCCACCGGUCCCAAACCUAUGCCGGCGGCAUCACCUCGGUCUGCGUUUGGGAUGCCUAAACAGAGCCCUCUUUCAAACCGCAUUUUCAGAUCUCCGGUAGAACUGAGCUGUUGCGUGGAGACGAUGCUCCCUUACCACACUGCCACUGCUUCCGCCUUGCUCAAUUCCAUGCUCUCCGCUUCACGCCGUGGUUGGAUCAUUGAAGGUCUAGACGAGACUAGAUGAAGCCGAAUCAACAAAACUUGUAUUGCAUUGAUGUUGUAUGAUGGAUUACUGGGGAGAGGUCCGCGAUGCAUUCAGUCUAAAAAGAGAAGCUUCUUGGUUUCUUGAACAUGAACGUAGGGCAGUUUAUAAAAGAAACAAUUUGCGUCUCUUUGGUCACAAAUAAAAGUUUGUAGGUCCCUUUUGUUUUUCCUGUGGUGAAAGUUUCUAAUGGAGUGCAUGCAUCGUUUGUUUAUGGUGUGUUGUAGAUGGAUGACUCCCCUUCCUUGUCGCCUUUGCAGUAAAAAAGAGGAAGUGUGUUUAAGACCACACUGUGUUGAUUCUUGAACCAUAAGAAUUAAGAAGUGUUUUUUGCUUAUAAACAUUUUACUAGAUAUUGAUAAAUAAAACAUGGAGGUAUCAGUGCUCUCUGAAAGCUCUUUCCGUUGUAUAAAUCUAUACUAUAAGUUUAACCUUGCCGACCA